AUUUGUGUUAAUUAGUUUACAACAAUAUAACUCAAAAAUGGUGCUUAAAAAAAUAGAUAACAGGAUUCGUGUGUUAAUUGAAAAUGGAGUUCAACAAAAACACAGAACUUUAUUUUUUGUUGUUGGUGAAAAAGCUCGUGAUCAGGUUGUUAUACUUCAUCAUAUGUUAUCAAAAUCUCAGAUACGAGCUCGUCCUACUGUUUUAUGGUGCUAUAAAAAAGAACUUGGUUUCAGCAGUCAUCGAAAAAAAAAGAUAAAGCAACUUCAAAAGAAGGUAAAAAGUGGAUCGUUAGAUGUAAAGAAAGAUGAUCCAUUUGAACUAUUCAUUACAGCAACAACUAUUAGAUAUUGCUUUUAUGGAGAGACACAUAAGAUUCUUGGUAACACAUAUGGGAUGUUAAUUUUACAGGAUUUUGAAGCACUUACACCAAAUUUACUAGCUCGCACCAUUGAAACUGUUGAGGGUGGAGGGCUUAUAUGUGUUUUACUGCAAAAUGUUGACUCACUUAAAAAGCUCUACACUAUGACCAUGGAUGUGCAUUCCAGAUAUAGAACAGAAUCUCAUCAAGAUGUAGUUGGUCGAUUCAACGAGCGGUUUAUUUUAUCUCUUUCUUCAUGCAAGAAUUGCUUAGUAAUAGAUGAUAGUUUACGCAUUUUACCAAUUUCAUCACAAUCUUCAAAUAUAACAGCUAUGCCACCAAAAACCAAAGAAGAAUCAAUGACAGCAGAGGAAGUAGAACUAAAAGAACUACAAAGUUCUUUACAAGAUACACAACCAAUUGGAUCUAUUAUUAACCAAUGUAAAACACUUGAUCAGGCUAAGUCUGUGCUAAAGUUUAUUGAAGUAAUAUCUGAAAAAACGUUACGAAGUACAGUUACUUUAACAGCUGCUCGUGGUAGAGGAAAGUCAGCUGCUAUUGGAUUAGCUCUGGCUUCAGCGGUUACGUUUGGCUAUUCCAAUAUAUUUGUUACUUCUCCUAGUCCUGAAAAUUUAAAAACAUUAUUUGAGUUUAUAUUUAAAGGUUUUGAUGCACUUAAUUACCAGGAACAUCUAGAUUACGAAAUAAUUCAGUCAACAAAUCCAGAUUUUAAUAAAGCUGUAGUCCGUGUGAAUAUUUUUCGAGAACAUAGGCAAACUAUUCAAUAUAUUUCACCUACUGAUCACCAUAAACUUGGUCAAGCUGAACUGCUUGCCAUUGAUGAGGCAGCAGCUAUUCCUCUACCAUAUGUUAAACAGUUAAUUGGACCUUACUUAGUAUUUAUGUCUUCAACCAUAAAUGGUUAUGAAGGUACUGGUAGAUCUCUGUCAUUAAAAUUAAUCGAACAGCUUCGUUCACAAAGUGUGUUAAAUAAGAGUACAGACACUGGAGUAGUUUCAAACAGUACACCUGCUGGUCGUGUUUUACAAGAACUUUCUUUAAAUGAAUCCAUUAGGUAUGCCAACAAUGACCCUGUUGAAAAAUGGUUAAAUGGUUUACUUUGUCUUGAUGCUAGCAUUGUUCCAAGAAUUAACUCUGGUUGCCCACUUCCAAAAGAUUGUGAUUUAUAUUUUAUUAAUCGAGAUACUCUUUUUUCCUACCACAAAGCUUCUGAAGUCUUCCUACAGCGAAUCAUGUCCCUCUAUGUUGCAUCACAUUACAAGAACACCCCUAAUGACUUGCAACUAAUUUCUGACGCUCCAGCACAUAAUUUGUUCUGUUUAUUGGGUCCAGUAGACCCUGAACAAGCCUCUCUUCCAGAAGUUUUGUGUGUUGUUCAGAUCUGUUUAGAAGGAGAAAUUUCUAAAGAUUCCAUUCACAAUAGUCUUUCAAGAGGCAAGCGAGCUAGUGGAGAUCUUAUACCAUGGACAAUAAGUCAGCAGUUUAAUGACAAUGAGUUUGGUAGUUUGUCUGGUGGAAGAAUAGUAAGAAUUGCAACUCAUCCAGAAUUUCAAAAUAUGGGAUAUGGUAAACGCACACUUCAACAGCUUAUAGAAUACUACAGCGGAUGUAUUCCAUGUUUAGAUGAUCAACCAAAAGUUGUAAAUAAAGUUGAUGAAGAAAACUCAAAUUUAUUAGAAGAAGUUAUUAAACCUAGAACCAACCUUCCUCCACUCCUGCUAAAGUUAAGUGAACGCCCAGCUGAAAAAUUAGACUAUCUAGGUGUUUCAUAUGGGUUAACUCCAGAUUUACUUAGAUUUUGGAAAAAUGCAGAAUUUGUUCCAGUUUAUUUACGUCAAAGUCCAAAUGAUUUGACUGGUGAAUAUUCUUGCAUCAUGCUGCGUUUACUUCAAGAAAAUACUGAAAACUCAUGGCUUGACUUAUACUGGCAAGAUUUCCGUCGCAGGUUUAUUUCACUGUUAUCUUUCCAGUUUCGUGAAUUUCCAGCAUCUCUUGGAAUAAGCAUGCUUCAAACAAAAGCAAAUGUGUCUGGAACAUUACCAAUAAACAAGGAUGAGUUGCUCUUCAGUUUCACAAAGUAUGAUAUAAGCCGAUUGGAACUUUAUGCUAAAAAUAUGGUUGAUUAUCAUCUUAUAAUGGAUCUUGUACCUGAAGUAUCAAGAUUAUAUUUUAUGAACAAAAUGGAAUUUCAACUAUCUGUGGUGCAAAAGGUUAUUCUUCUUGGCAUUGGUCUGCAAAGGAAGUCUAUAGAGACUUUAGAAAAAGAGUUAACCUUACCAAGCAGCCAAGUAUUGGGAUUGUUCAAUAAAAUUAUUCGCAAAGCAAAUCAAUUUUUAUCAGGAAUACUUGAAGCUGAAAUUGAAAAGAGUCUAUUACCAGAGCGUACAAUUGUUUCUAUGGAGCCCACCACACAAACAUUAAAAGAAGAGAUGGCAGAGGUAGAACGUGAAUUCCAAUUAAAAAGAAAUAUUGAAUUGAAAAAAAUGAAAAAUAUAGAUUUAUCUCAAUACGAGAUCACUGGCACUAAUGAAGAAUGGAAUGAAGCUCUUGGAAAAACAAAGAAACUUUCAAACCUAAGUAUACCAAGUACCAAAGAAAAAGUGAGCAAAAGAACUUCCAAGAUUUCUAUCGACGUAGAAGAAGAAAAUACUCCAUCAAACAAAAAGCACAAAAAACUAAAGAAGAAAAAGUAAUGGUUUUUGAAUCAAUAAUUUAUUUCUUCUCUUUGUAUACGAUUUCAUCGGUAAUUUGCUCAAAUGGGUGAGACGAGUUAGAAAAUAUAUAAAUUGUCAUUAA
This is a messenger RNA of Hydra vulgaris (swiftwater hydra), 3176 nucleotides long. RefSeq names its product RNA cytidine acetyltransferase. Gene Ontology annotation, cellular component: nucleolus; 90S preribosome. Gene Ontology annotation, biological process: rRNA acetylation involved in maturation of SSU-rRNA. The record is from RefSeq and is a predicted model, not a curated record. Lineage: Eukaryota; Metazoa; Cnidaria; Hydrozoa; Anthoathecata; Hydridae. Gene Ontology annotation, molecular function: ATP binding; 18S rRNA cytidine N-acetyltransferase activity; tRNA binding.